This is a messenger RNA of Labrus bergylta (ballan wrasse), 2060 nucleotides long. Lineage: Eukaryota; Metazoa; Chordata; Actinopteri; Labriformes; Labridae. The record is from RefSeq and is a predicted model, not a curated record.
CCACCACCAAGACUGGUCUGCAGGACUCCCACGGUAGGCUGCAUUGUGUGUGUGCAGCAGACAAGUGGUGACUGAUCAGGGUCCGAGGAAGACGCUGCUAGUAAUCAACAGUUGCAGGUUUAAAGGAGCAGUUUUGUGUUAAAGGUCAGUCUUGAGUCUUUCCUGCAGCAGCUCAUAAGAAGUUCUCCAGGAAACAACCGGCGUCAGUGCGGAGGGGCGCGGUGAGCUGCACACGAUGAUCCCUAAGAUCGCGUUCUGCUCUCGGACUCUGAGGAGCCAGUGUGCCGCUCCUGGAGCUCUGCAAGGUCUGCACAGAGCAUGGACUCGUCGGACAGGCUUACCUGCAGCGAGCCGGGGCAUCCAUGUGGACUCUUCGCCCAACAUCCCCACCCUCACUGCCAGCUACGCCCACGGCACCUCUUCCUCGCCUCUCCUCCACUACACGGUAGCAGAGGCGCUGCAGAGGACCGUGGAGCGAGUGCCCGACAGGGAGGCCAUGGCCUUCCUGCAAGACGGAGUCCGCAAGACCUUUGCUCAGUUUCAGCAGGAUGUGGACCAAGCUGCAGCCGGGCUGCUGGCGCUCGGCUUGACUAAAGGAGACCGCCUCGGUAUGUGGGGGCCAAACACUUAUGAGUGGAUCCUGUUCCAGUUUGCCACAGCUAAAGCCGGUAUUAUAAUGGUGUCUGUGAACCCGGCGUACCAGCAGCAGGAGGUGGAGUAUGCGUUGAGGAAGGCCGGCUGUAAGGCCGUGGUGUGUCCCGCUCAGUUUAGGACUCAGAAGUACUGCGACAUGCUGAGAAAGAUUUGUCCAGAGAUCGAGACGGCCACGCCAGGAGACAUCAGGAGUCCCAGACUCCCAGAGCUCCGCACUGUGAUUGUCUUGGACAGCCGACAGCCAGGAAUGCAUCAUUUCGAGGACGUGAUGCAGGCGGGAAGCAGCCGGUUCGUUCAGCAGCUCCACGAUCUGCAGAAGAAGAUCUCCUUCGACGACCCCAUCAACAUCCAGUUCACCUCGGGCACAACCGGAGCUCCAAAGGGUGCCACUUUGUCUCAUCACAACAUUGUCAACAACGCCUUCUACACGGGCCACAGAGUGGGAUACGACUGGAGGCCCCUCACUCGUAUCUGUCUGCCUGUGCCCUUGUAUCACUGCUUCGGCUCGGUGGGUGGAGGGUUGUGUAUGGCCGUGCACGGCAUCUCCCUGGUGUUCCCCUCUGCCGGCUACGAUGGGAAGGCGAACCUGGCAGCUGUGGAGAGUGAAAGGUGCACCUUCAUCUAUGGCACCCCGACCAUGUACGUUGAUCUACUGAGCCAGCCGGACUUUGCUAAAUAUGAUUUGUCCUCCAUUGAAGGAGGCGUCAUGGCCGGUUCCCCUUGUCCUCCAGAACUUGUCAGGAAGAUCAUCGGUGUAGGCAUCAAGCAGAUAACUCUUGGAUAUGGAACCACGGAGAACAGCCCUGUGACGUUCUGCGGCUCCCCCAUCGACAACCUGGAGAGGAAAGCUGAGACCUGCGGCUACAUCAUGGACCACUUAGAGGUGAACGCAGGAGAAAUGACAUUACAAAAAAUAAUCCCAGACACUGUAUGGGGUCAAAAAGAGUGCAUCACUCCGGAGGGCUGGUACAAAACCGGAGAUAUCGGCAGCAUGGACGGGUUCAGCUACCUGAAAAUCGAAGGCAGGAUUAAGGACUUGAUCAUCAGAGGGGGCGAGAACGUUUACCCGGCGGAGAUCGAACAGUUCCUGCACACUCAUCCCAAAGUGAAGGAGGCCCAGGUUGUUGGAGUUAUGGACGAGCGUAUGGGCGAGGAGGUCUGCGCCUGCAUCAAACUGGUGGACGGACAAGAGAGCAACGAAGAAAUCAAAGCUUUCUGCAAGGGACAGAUCGCUCACUUCAAAGUUCCUCGAUACGUUCUGUUUGUGACCACCUACCCGCUCACCAUCACUGGAAAGAUCCAGAAGAACAAACUGCGCGAGGAGGCUGAGGAGCAGCUCAGACUGGUGAAGGGAAAAUGAGAGAACUGUAUCUCAUGUACCCCCCCCCCCCCCCAAUCAGGGCAUC